Bicyclus anynana (squinting bush brown) is the source of this 1997-nucleotide messenger RNA. Its product is annotated as low density lipoprotein receptor adapter protein 1-like. The record is from RefSeq and is a predicted model, not a curated record. Bases 112 to 756 code for a protein of 214 amino acids. Lineage: Eukaryota; Metazoa; Arthropoda; Insecta; Lepidoptera; Nymphalidae. The transcript has 6 exons.
UGCUCAGAGGGUUGGUUGCCUCGCGAACUUACUGCCGUGCAGUUAUCUGUCGACAACGCACGGGGAAAGCUGCGCGCAAAUAUAAAGCUUUGAGUCAUAGCACAGGCGACAAUGACGACGCUUUUACGGAAAAUGUGGAAAAACCAUUCGAAACACAAAAAACUAUGCGAGGAGUGGGCCCUAGCUGAAUGUGAGGGGGAAGGCUGGUGGAGGGAGGCGAAGGAAGGCCGGGGCUGCACGGAAGUCCGGUACGCCGGUGCUGCCCCCGUGGAGCGCGCUGCUUCGGCGCCCGCCACUGCGCUUGCGGUCCGGUCAGCGUUGCAUACUGCUAAAACUCUGAACAAAAAAUUACAGAGGGUGAACUUGGACAUCAGCGCUAAAGGCAUUCUGGUGAACGACGCCGAGACGCAGGAAAACGUUCUCAGCGUUUCAAUUUACAGGAUCUCAUAUUGCUCUGCGGACGCGGCAAACGCUCGCGUGUUUGCGGUGGUGGAAGGCAAAAGCUUAAGCGGGGAAGAGAAUCACGUGGUGCACGUAUUCGUGUGCGCGCGGCGGAAGCAGGCGCGCGCACUCGCUCUGUCACUCGCACACGCCUUCAACGAUGCUUACCAGACUUGGCAAGCAAAUGAAGCUGCGUCGUUCAAAUCGGGAGGCGAGCGCCUUGUAACUCCAUGGGUCCAUUUCCCCGAUGAAUCUGACGAAGAAACUGAAAACGAGCAAUGGAAUACUCCCGCUCCGCUUGUGACUUUCGCCUGAACUCUAAUUACCUAUUUAAAAAUAUUUAACACUCAGUUUACAUUGGCGCGGAAUGAAAGCGAACAAUAACCAAAUUUUAUAAUGAUGCUCGAGUAAAUCCAUACUAGGCAUCAUGGGCUCCUCGUCCUCUAUCAUACCUACUUAUUUAAUAUACAAACAUAAUGUGUGAAUUUGUAUUGUAUCAGGUAAAAGUAUACUAUUGAGCUAAAUAGGAGACAAAUAAACAUACAUACAGCUCAACGUAGAACAACCGACUUCCAAAGAGACCUCCUCCUUUUAUGUAUAUGUAUGUAUUUUUUGGAAGUCAGUCGUCCGCGUCUGUCAAAAGAGAAGAAUUCCCAAGGAUUAGCUGUUGAUGUCGUUCAAAGUCUUGAACAUUUGAACGUUUGUCAAUGUAUUAUCUCGAGAUUUAACAAUCAUUCUCGGGAAUUCGCGAAUCUUUUCACAUGACGAGGUGUAAUUGACGCUUCUAUUCCAAUUCGCAACUAUGUGAACUGAGUCUAAAUUAAAUUUAACUCUGGCCUAAGCUUUAAAAAUAAAUUUAAUCAUAAUUAAAUAUAUAACAUGUAAUGUAGAUUUAUCAUAAUAAGUAAAUUAAAGUAGUUAGUAUGUUGGCAGUAAAUAUUACGCAUUUAGAAAGAUUUUAAAAAUUCAUUUGUGACUGUUUGAAGAUAUUUAAUCAAAAUGAUUACCUGAAAAUCUGUUUAAGUAAUUAUUGAAUAAUCAAGCAACGUGAAUCGUUAUAAAUAGUGUAGACUUUUAUUUACUGUUUAUAUUUAUACGAUAUAUAUUUUAUAUGCAUAGUAGUUGGAACUAUUUUCUCAGUAGGUAAGUUUAGCUAGAACGGCGAAACAGAUUAAUUAAACAAUAAAUUCAAUUUAACAAUUUUUCAUAGGAAAUAACACAAAGUAGGGAGGAGAGAAAAUUCAGAUGCUUUAAAGUGAAUUAAAAAUGUAAAUUAUUUCGUACAACAAAAAUGAUUACUUACAAAGUCUUGUAGAUUUAAAUAAUUUAAUUUAAAGUUUAUUAAUUUUAAUCGACAUUAUACAUAAGAACUAUUAUAAUGAAGUUUCAUAGAAUUAUUAUAAUUAUUGUUAAUGAUUGAUACCUAAUUAUGUUUCAAUUAUCGUGCCAUUAUAAGAAAAAUCAAUUAUAAAGAAAUUUGAACUGCAUAAACAAAAAAUGAUUUGGUAAAUAAAUUAAUUCAUUCUUAUUUUAGUGAAAUUGUUAAUAAGGUAGGG